Hydractinia symbiolongicarpus is the source of this 3609-nucleotide messenger RNA. Its product is annotated as apoptosis-stimulating of p53 protein 2-like. Bases 443 to 2965 code for a protein of 840 amino acids. Gene Ontology annotation, cellular component: nucleus. Gene Ontology annotation, biological process: regulation of apoptotic process. NCBI's taxonomy places the organism in Eukaryota, Metazoa, Cnidaria, Hydrozoa, Anthoathecata, Hydractiniidae. The transcript is spliced from 8 exons. Gene Ontology annotation, molecular function: p53 binding. The record is from RefSeq and is a predicted model, not a curated record.
UGUCCAUGAAACAUUAAUUUUCUUAAUGUUAAACGACAUUAAUAAGAGGCUUGUAUGUGACUUGGUUUGUUUUUCUUUCUCAGUGUGGAGUUUUUAAAAGGAAAUACUGUCCAUUGUGUAACUUCAUACAUAUUGACCCACUCUGUGAUGAAUAAAUCCGUUUUUAUAGUAAAAACAAACCUUUAUCGGACACCUCUUCUGAAUAGCGGUAAACCACAACUCAAGAGGACUUUUAAUCUUUUAAGUUUAUCAAAAAAAAAAAAGUUCAUCCCUGUCCUAACAUUGAUCGACUCUUAUACCGAAAUAUCACAUGAAGUUUAUGUAUGUGUAUAGGAAAGUUAAACAAUUGAAAAGGAAGAGGUUAUUAAUAAUAUAAAAGAAUUUAUUUGAUGGGCGAAGAAUAAUUCUGACAUUGUUUUGAUAGUUUAAAAUCACAACCAGGAUGGUGCAGUUUAAGGGCAUCAAUCGAGCCCAGCUCACAUUACAAGAGCUGCAGGACCUUGCGGAGCGACAACGGAAGCAAAUUCUCUACAACAGCAAGGAGCUUAUGGAAAAACAACAGCAACUUAUGAAAAUGCAUCAAGACUUUCGAACACGUUUGAAAAAGCCAGAAUCACCAAGAACACAAGGGGUAUCUCCACGGUCACCUGUGGAACCGCCUCCAUCGCCAAGAGGUACAAAGCCGUCCCCAAAAUCACCAGUAGGUAAACGAGAGCAGGACCAGUACGCAAAGAUGUUGCGAGAGACGUAUAGUUCGGUUAGUAGGAUGCAAGGACGAAACAGUCUGCAGAAGGAAGUGGAUGUCAGAAAGUUUAGCAAUGUUGAACUCGCUCAUGAGCUUGAAAAAGUACGUGCAAUUUUUUCAUCGAAACAAAAUGAAUUGGCCGACGCCGUGAAGAAAGUGGACGUUUUAACGCAUGAAUUGGAACAAAGAAAAAACGGCGAUUCUAGUUGGGGUUCGGUACCUACUCCGGAACGAAUAAAUCGCCGGAAGAAAAUACAGGCAGCUAAAGAUGAGCUGGAUCGACUACGUAACGAAUUGAUUGUACGAAAUGAGAUGAAUUCUCAACAAAGUCAUCAAUUACAGCUUCAGCGAGAUAUUAUUCACGAAAAGAAGCAGGAAUUGCGCGAUUUAAACAGUCGCAUGAACGAGUUAAACAUAGCGUUAAAGAAGAAAGGCGGUAAACUCGAUCCCAACCGUAAAAUACCGAACCAUUUUGUGAAUGGCGGCCAGCAAGUACUUUUUAACCAGAAUUAUUUGCAAGAUACUCUUAGCAGAAAAAAAAAGCAAGUUAUCCAAGACAUCAAUGCUAAUCACGUGACCGUGCCUCCACCAAUGAGUAACGGUAUAGUAAAUGGUGAAAAGGAGGACCUGCCCUCCGUGUUUCAAGAAACGCCGAUUUCAGGUAAUCAAAUAUGGCGGAAUAACCACUCACUUAACAUUCAAACAGAUGGUUUAAAUAAUAAACCCUCUCCGUUACAUUCUCCGUCUUCUUCUAUUUCGUCACUCUCCUCCUUGUCGUCGACGUCAGUUACCACACCUGAUGACCUCUCUAAACCGUUUCCAUUCAGUCGUGAUACUGCUCCACCGCCGCCGCCCAGAACGACACCAACGGGUGUUUUGAAAAAUCGAAACGAAGCAGAAGCGAAAGCACCGAACGAAGAAUUUCUCGCGCAUUUACGAGCGCAAAAACAAAAAAUAAGUAAACUACAAGGAGAACUGGAGACCGUAAAUAAAACGUUAACUCCGUAUACAGACUCGAAACUGUCUAUGGACAGUGAUAAGUUACGUAAAUAUGAACAAUAUGGUGACGCCACAAGUAGUUAUAUUGUUGACACGCUAUCAAAAACUAAACCGCCACCGCCCGUUAAACCAAAACCUGCAAUCGCUAAAAAGCCUGUAACGACUGGAGAGGAGGGUUUGGACUCUGUAGACCGAGCAGCCCCGGGUAGAAAAUUGUCAUUAUUAGACGAUGACGUCAGCGAUAUAACACCUGUGGAGGAACAUUCAUCUCUCCUACAUAAAUUAACUCACGAAGUUUUACCGAAGGAUGCGAACGACCAAGAUGGAGAUGAAAUGUCCUGGCCGUCUCCACCUACUGCGGAAAAUAUUCCCGAUGAACCAGAUGAUUUUGAGUUGUCGUUUGCCGAUAUUGACGAGAUAAACGAGAUACAAACAGACUUGUGGAGUAACAGUGAAGAAUCUUCCGUGAAUUCUCAAAACUCGUACGAUAGCGACUUUGAUGACAUCGAGAAAGCGGUUGUUCCCGUUGUUAUUAGCGUCUCACCCGAUAAAAUGCCGCCACCGAUAUUAAUGAAACCCGAUAAACCACGCAAGCAAAAGAGACGAGUUGUACUCGAACCAUUUGCAUUAUUACUCGAUUCUGCAUUAGAAGGCGAGUUAGAUGAAGUAAAAGAGAUUCUAAAACAGGUUCCAGACCCCAGUAAACCAAACCCGGAAGGAAUAACAGCUCUUCAUAAUGCUGUUUGUGGAAAUCAUAAGGAUGUAGUAAAAUACCUCGUCGAAGUUGCGUGUGAUAUAAAUUUGCCCGAUAAAAAUGGAUGGACGCCAUUGCACUGUGCAGCAUUUUACAACGACACUGAACUCUGUUCCUACUUGGUAGAACACGGGGCAUCUGUAUUUGCCACCACUUACGCUGAUUACCAGACCCCCGCUCACAAGUGUUCUCGUUUGGAUGACAACUACGACGAAUGUUUUGGUUAUUUACACGAAUGCAAAGAAAACGUCGGUAGAAUAAACGGCGGAUUGGUGCACGCACUAUACGACUAUACGUCAGAGAACGAUGACGAGUUAAGUUUCUAUUGUGGCGACGAACUUACGGUGCUGCGAAGAGGCGAUACCGUAGAAAAGGAAUGGUGGUGGGGUAGAGAUAGGAAAGGAAAUACAGGCUACAUCCCCUGCAAUUUAGUUGGUAAUUAUCCAAGGAUAGCUGCAGUUGUUUGAGUACAAUCAAGUCAGCAGACGCAAGUGAAAUUUGACGUGGACAGUCCACGAGAUGUUUUACCGCCUUAAGAAUUCAUAAAAAUUGUCACAACGUGCACACAAAAUUGUCACAACGUACACACAAAAUUGUGGUGAGUUUGAACACGGAUUCAAGUUCAUUAUAAGAUUCUACUACAAAGAUUAUGUAAAUACAUUUUAUGCUGACUCAACAUUUUUAUACAUUUCAACCUGUAAUCCAAUUUAUUUUUAUAUUUGUCGUGGAAAAUUGUAGAAAUAGUCUUUAAAUUUUGUUUAUAACUCAAUCAAAUCUCUCUAACGUUGUUGUUGUUUUUUCACACAUACUUCUACGGCCAAGCUUACUAAUUGUACAAGUGAUGGAGGGUGACAUAGGCCUAUAACUUGCGUGUUAAUUUAUCUGCUCUACUACUUCAAUUUGAAACUCAGUUCUCUAAUAUUAUGUGCCCGUCUUUAAGGUUAUGACAAAUAGGGGUGAUACAGGUAUUAAUUUAAUACGCCCUAACGGCCUCUGUUAUAUACCUCCCAUUGGUGUUGGGCGGUCUGACAUUGGUUGAAAUUAUUUUUUGUAUGAAAAAUGAUAAUUUGUUUAUAAAUUACUCUCUUGAAAUAAACUGUAAAUGAAAUAA